Molecule: messenger RNA, 3704 nt
Organism: Haliaeetus leucocephalus (bald eagle)
Lineage: Eukaryota; Metazoa; Chordata; Aves; Accipitriformes; Accipitridae
Gene: WBP4
Product: WW domain binding protein 4
Exons: 11
Coding region: 1-1326 (441 amino acids)
Biological process (GO): mRNA splicing, via spliceosome
Cellular component (GO): precatalytic spliceosome; nucleus
Molecular function (GO): protein binding; RNA binding; zinc ion binding
Source: RefSeq, a predicted model, not a curated record
AUGCCCGCAGGCCUGUCUGUCUGUCUGUCUGUCUGUCCCUCCGUCCCCCCUGCCCCCUCGAACCGCGGCCUCUGGUUCUGGGUGCGGAAGAAAAGCCUUGGUUUUGCUGGCCGUCGCGACCUCUUGGCCGAUUACUGGAAAUCUCAGCCAAAAAAAUUCUGCGAUUACUGCAAGUGCUGGAUAGCAGACAACAGACCUAGCAUUGAGUUUCAUGAAAGAGGAAAGAAUCAUAAAGAAAAUGUGGCAAAAAGAAUUAGUGAGAUUAAAAAGAAAAGUUUGGAAAAAGCAAAAGAAGAAGAAAACAUGUCAAAAGAAUUUGCAGCAAUGGAGGAGGCUGCAAUGAAAGCCUAUCAAGAGGAUUUGAAAAGGCUUGGAAUUAAGCCAGAUGAUGUAGGUCCCAGUUCGACACAGGGUAAAACUCAAAGUAACACAGUGGAAACUAAAGGAAAGAAAGAAAAGAAAGAGAAGAAGGAAAAGAAGGAAAAGAAAGAAAAGAAAAAAAAGACACCUCAGGACACCUCAAUGCCACCAAAAAUUGAAACGAAGGAGUGGGUGCAAGGAUUUUCUCCCGAAGGCUAUACAUAUUACUACAACACAAGAACAGGAGAAUCACAGUGGGAGAAACCUAAAGGAUUCCAAGGCAACUCUCAAAACUCACAAACGGCAGCAGAGUGGGUAGAAGGUGUCACUGAAGAUGGUCAUACCUAUUACUAUAACACGCAAACAGGAGUAUCCACAUGGGAGAAACCGGAUGGUUUUGUUUCAUCUUCAAACGAGAAGAGUCAACGUGACAAGCAUUCUGAAGAGUUUGCAGAAACAGAUUCCAAAGCAUCUGAAUCAGACUCAGAAGACAGUGAAAAUGAAGCACAGAGUUCAGAAACAAAUUUCAAGAGGAAAGGAGAUAAUGGUGAAGAAUCAGAGGAAGGGAAAAAAUCUCCCAGAGCUAAAAAGUUAAGUCCUUAUGGGAAAUGGCGAGAAGUUAAGCCAGAAGAAACUGUUGAUAAAGAGGACAGUACAUCAGCUUCCCAAGAAACCUCUAGUGAUGCACCUAACAAGACCAACCCUUAUGGAAAAUGGAAAGCAGUUAAAGAAGAAGCAGAAGAAGAUGAAGAACCAUGUGAAAAAGUGGACCUGGAGCUUCCUAGUACAGAGAGUGACAAUCUACCGCCUCCGGUGCUAGAGGUUCCAGAAGAUGCAACAGUGAUAUUUAAAGAGAAGACAGUCACCUCCCUUGGAGACCUGACAGAAGGGGUGCCAACAUUUAAAAAGAGGAAAUUUGAAAAUGGAAAAUCUAGAAACCUAAGACAAAGACUAAGUGAUCAGUAAUACUUAACAAAUCAUUUUAGAUUCUGUUUAAGCUAGAGUGAAUCAAAAGUUUAAUAUUUUAAACAGGCUUUUAUAAAGAAAAUGUUGGAUAGAAAUUAAGGAUUUAUAGGUAUUAAAAUAUGUGAGUUGUAAUAUUUUUUUAUUUUAUUUUGAUGUGAUUGAUUGUGGAAUGGAAGUUUGUGUUAUAUUACUUAUGCAAUAUUGUAAAUACAUUUAUUUUUUAUUUUAACCAUGCCAUCUAAGUUCGAUUUGCUCUGUGUAUGCUGUUUCAAAUACAUUGCAUAAGGUUUUUUACUCCUUUUCUAAGUAUGGGAGAAUGUAGUAAUCCUUAAUCUGGCAAAAAUGAUGCAGACCUUUUAUUUUUACAGAGGAACUGGAUCAGUGGCAUGUACUAGAGAGUAAAAUCAUCCCCCAAGAUUGUUUAUGUGGAGUAGUUUCCCAACUAAUGAGUAAAAAUACUGUGCUUACUAACCCUUGGCUAAUCGCUUGCAAAAGAGUAGGUGGUGAGACUGCCAACAUUUCAAUUUGAAAGCUGUUUUUAGAGGAGUUAGUCACAUCAGUGCCACUCAGUCCAAAUGACGUUCUGAAAAAUUAUUUGUGUACAUGCAUGAUAAAUGUAUUAAACCCCUGCAGAAGUUUUAAACCUGAUGAAUCUUAACUUUUAAUAAUAGCACCAGAGCCAUCCCUGUUGGAGUAGAUAUUUCUAUGGUGUAUUCCUGUUCUAUUAAUCUUUAUUGUUUCUCUACUUGAAUUUUUCCUUCUUUUUAUGUGUCAAGGGUUUGAGGUUUGUUGUUUUUUUGGUCUUGUUUUCUUUCUGUCUCUUUCGCUGUAAAAAAACAGUUGCCUGACGUUUUCAUGAAAAAAUAUUCCAAAGACCUGGCCCUGCUACAGCAUACAGCACGCUUUUUGAGGUUGAUGGGUUUUGUCUGUUGAUUAUAGGAGUGUAUUGAAUAGUUGCAGUGUUCACUAAGCUGAGAGGGGCUAAGCUUCAUCGUUCUCGGUACCAUAGGAGAGGAAAACAAAAGAGGCACAAGUAGAGCUGAUGGCUGUACUGUCCCAGAUGGCUUGGACAUUUUCUUAAGGAUUGUAGAUUUGAUUUCUUCACUUGGUGGGAUUGGUCUGCAUUCAGCAUCAUCAAGAUUCAGUGGCUGCGUAAGAACAUAGCUACGCUCCUUGCUUCUUUAGUUAUCAAACAGUGGACCAUAAAGGUUCAAAUCAUGACUCCGUUAAAAAAUAUGUCUCUGUUCCUAAAGCUCACCAUGUUUUGUUCAGGAGAGUCUCAGUCAAAAACAGAAGGUGCAGUUAAGACAGUUGUCAGAGUGCAGCUACAGCAAAACAGAGUCAGUAACUGCUGAGUUUGAAUUUAAUUGAGAAAAUGACUGUUAAUCUGCCAGAUCAGCGGCGAAAGGAGUGCAAGACAGGGAAUCUGGUUUAUCAUGUAUUACAAAGGAAACUGAAGUCUGUUUUUCUAUUCUGUGACUUUUUCUCUGUGUGUAGAAGAGAGUUAAGUAUUGUAUUUAAUCCCAUGCGUUUCUUUGGCUUCAUCGGGGUUGUAUUUCUUCUGAUGUUUGUUGUGAGAAAUUUGAAAGUUUCCUGUAAUACCUAGCUCUGAAUUGUCAUUUAGAGAUGCAGGAUGGGUGCUAGAUGCUCUCACGGUCAUAGAUGCAGGAAUGUGCAACAUGUACUCCACAAGAAAGACCUCACAUGCAAGGCUAGAAGAGAAAUGUCCUUUCUGCUGCGGAGAGGUUGUCAGGUUUCUUAAAAAACAAGUUUUUCAGGUUUUGUUCUUACUCUUAGUUGAACACUACUCCAGCAGCUAGGAGCCUGUUCCAACUUGAAGCCUCGCUGUGUUUGUGGCCAGUUUACACUCAUUUCCUCCCAAUUUACACAAGUAUUACCCUUCAGCUAAGUAGCUUUUCUUCCUCUUGAAUCCAUUGUGUCUUUUCUCUUUGAAAUCACAGGACCUUCAGUGCUCCGCCAGCACUUCUCUUCAUCCAUUCCAGCCCGAGUUUGCCUUGACUCUAUGUUCAAGGAAGAUUAAGGCCAUGCGUGAUGUCACUAAUACUUCCUUAGCGUAUUGGAAAUAACUCUUGAUACAUCCCUAAACCACAUUUGCCUUUCACAUGACUGCAUCAUGCUGUCUGCCAUGGGUGCCCUGUGAUUUCCCAGUACAACUAGCUCUUUCUACUCCUUUGCCAUUGUCAGCUGCUGAGGUAAAGCUGAUCCCGCUUUCUGUUCAAGCCCAGAGUUUUUUUCUUACAGAUUUGUUUUGUACUGCUGUACUCAUCCUGCUUCUGUCACGCCAAGCCUAAAGUAGAUACAUUUCUUUACUAUCUCUGUAAAAUGAUUUUAUUGUUUAUUAGUACAGUUUUACACAG